AUAUAUAUAUAUAUAUAUAUAUAUAUAUAUAUAUAUAGAGAGAGAGAGAGAGAGAGAGAGAGAGAUGAGUUUCAGUGAGAAGCAAGAAGCAUUGGUGAAGGAAGCAUGGGAGAUAAUGAAGGAAGACAUUACUACUCUUAGUCUCUACUUCUUUACACAGGUACUGGAGAUAGCACCUGCUGCAAAGGGAUUGUUUUCAUUUCUGAAAGACGAAGAAGAAAUUCCCCAAGAUAACCCCAAGCUCAAGUCCCAUGCCGUUAAAGUUUUCAAGAUGACAUGCGAAGCAGCAAUUCAGUUGAGGGAGAAAGGAGAAGUUGUGGUUUCUGGUUCUACACUCAAAUAUUUGGGAUCUGUUCAUCUUCAGAAAGGAAUUGUUGAUGCUCACUUUGCGGUGGUGAAGGAGGGAGUGUUGAGAACAGUGGAGAAGGGAGUGGGGGAGAAAUGGAGUGAAGAGAUGAAGGGUGCGUGGUCCGAAGCUUAUGAUCAGUUGGCUGCUGCCAUUUUAUCUGAAAUGAGCAAAGAGGCUGCAGAAACUACUGAUGAACCCUAAAUUCAUUUUUUGUUUUAUAUCUUCUAGCUAAUGGUGUUUGGUCUAAUCAUAUCAAUCCACGUGAUAUAGAUUUUUUUUAAUGUUUUUGUCAUAAAAAUAAUAUGAAUUUGCAUUUGGUUGUAUCAAACUGAUAGCUAUCAAUAAUAAAAUAUGGCCUCUAUAGUCUAUAGUAUCAAAA
Messenger RNA from Lactuca sativa (garden lettuce), 728 nucleotides. Its product is annotated as anaerobic nitrite reductase HB2. Gene Ontology annotation, molecular function: oxygen binding; heme binding. The record is from RefSeq and is a predicted model, not a curated record. NCBI's taxonomy places the organism in Eukaryota, Viridiplantae, Streptophyta, Magnoliopsida, Asterales, Asteraceae.